UCUAAUCGCUAGACACGGCGCUCCCCACCGGGCACAACAUUAUCAUGAGAACAUCGUACGUGAUUCCCCCAACAGCACUAAUUCUCCGCACACUGUUCCCCGCGGGCUGUCUCAGCCCGAGGUGCAGCAAGGGCUUUGCAGAGAUGCGGUGAGGGCUACCGCGCUGCCGGGACUGCAAUGCCACAUUCCAGCCCUCUGCGCAACCACACCCUCGUAAUGGCCGUCAGGCGACGAUAAGCCCACCAGCGCCACGCUGCCUCCGCAUUUCCCGCCGUCUCCGCAAUCGCAGCUCCCAGGCACAGGCGUCAGCAUCAGUCAGUCGCCGGCAGACGUGGAGCGCGGUCGGCGCGGGAAAAUCGAUGCGCCCUCGACCUUCCGAGUUCGGCAGCCAGUGACAUUCGCAACACCACACCGCGCACCCCUGCGCACGGCCAGCAUGUCGACUGCCCCAUUCUGCCUUGUCGUCGGCAGUCGUCGGGACUUGGGUGGCUUGCUGCUGAGGCGGCGGAGUCCAGCUGCGACACCUCAGCCUGCUGGGCGAGUGGUCUUGCGCUGUCUGGUGAAAGCGCCUGCACCCCAGACCCGGCACUCCGCAUCAUGCGAGGUCAUGAUCGACCCUGCUGCGGCUCCAGCAUCGCGACUCACGGAGCUAUUAGGCGUAGAGCGGUCUCGACGGCACAGUAGGUUCAACGGCACGCCUUCCGCCCAGGACGAGACUAUUGAUGAGCGCGCCAAAGGGCAGAAAGAGUCGAUGUGGCCAGUUCGCACCACUCCGAUAAUCCCACGGUCGCCUACUCGUCGUCUAUCGUCUCGACCGGAAAAACUAAGAUACGGCGGGCCAGCAACCCCCGUUCUCCAGCUUUCCAGGUUUCCCACGUCGCGCUGCUAUUCUCGUCUGGGGCUUACGUCGUCGGGAUGCUGCGCUGUCAAGAAUUCAGCCAGAUCAGAGCGAGACGACGACCCGACCUGCCCUAUCAGACGGCCAGAGUCAGAUGUGGAUGGGGGUCGCAACACGCAACCCGUACGGCGUGUAACGCUACUCACCACUGCCGCGUCGUGGAGCCGGCGAUGCAAUCAAAAUCCAACCACGCGACCCCGUGUCUGCGAUGGCGACUUUCGCCUCCAAGGUUUGACCCCCAAUGGUCGCUCGACUUCCGCUUCUCAGCGGUACGUACCUCCGUAGUCGCCAGAGAUAAGAAACUCGACCAUCUCCUAACCGCCAGCCUUCGUCGCGCCAAAGAUAGCACGAAUAAUUUCAACCGGGAAUUCCCUCCUGCGGUGAAUCAUGCUCUUAUGGUCUAGCAGGCUUCUAGGUCCCAAACACAACGAUUCUAAGGGCACUGACUCGCUUCUAGCAUGUAACACCUAGAAUUUAGGCGGGCGAUGCGAAGUGUGGG
Trematosphaeria pertusa is the source of this 1397-nucleotide messenger RNA. RefSeq lists its product as uncharacterized. The record is from RefSeq and is a predicted model, not a curated record. Bases 437 to 1183 code for a protein of 248 amino acids. The transcript has a single exon. Lineage: Eukaryota; Fungi; Ascomycota; Dothideomycetes; Pleosporales; Trematosphaeriaceae.